Molecule: messenger RNA, 3654 nt
Organism: Bursaphelenchus okinawaensis
Lineage: Eukaryota; Metazoa; Nematoda; Chromadorea; Rhabditida; Aphelenchoididae
Source: the annotation of a GenBank genome assembly
AUGGGCCUCGGCCGGAUGGCCUUCCAGAUCUCGAACAACAUGCGGACGGUGCUCGUCUUCCUCAAAUUUCUCGGCUUCUUCCCCGGCUUCGUAAGGGAGAGGAAGCGGACCGAGCACAGGUAUAUUGUGGUAGGUUGUUCUACUACUCCUGUGGUGGGGGAGGGGGUGCAACGUAGAUGUGAGGGUUGGAAAUGGUAGGGUAGAGUAAGUUAGAGUUGAAAAAGAGGAGGGAGGUGCAAAAAAGGGCAAGCAAUUUUUGUUUAGUAAAAUACGGUGUAGAUGCAAAAUUCUUUAAAAAAACGUUGCGGUAGUGCUAGUAAGUACCAAAUGGUAAAAAUCUGUUAGUAUUUGAUAAGCACUUGUAUGAGCAACAUAUCUAAUUAAAAAUUGACAAUUUUAAACUUUUUUCAGCUAUUUUAUACUAAAAAAUGUUUUACAUUACCUAUGAGGACCGUUGAACCUACUGGUAUAAAAAAGGUCAUAACUUACUACCGUAUAUUAUAAAAGGGUAAAUUUUGAUAAAUCAACGUGAAAUUUAAAAUUUAAACGGAAAAAUGAAUGUCAAAUUUAAAUACAAAUACAACUUUUUUAAAAUAGUACACUUGGUACACUAAAAUGCUUUUUGAUUGCAAAAAUACCGUAUAUUAUCAUUGACAACUUUUGGACCUUGUAAUGAAGAAAAGCUCAUAACUAAUGUCAAAUUUAGAUUAUCUGAAUUGAAAUUUUGGAGUUAGGUAGCUUUUUUAAUGUCACACCACAUGGAAAACCAAUUUUUUAAUAGUAGUACUUUUAAUACCAAAAAAUUGAUUUUAUGUAGCACCUCUAACUAACCCAAAUAUUAUUCCAGCUCCGCCUAACUGCCUAUGCCCUAACCCUAUUCGGAAUCCUGCUCAAUCUCUACUUCUUCAAAGCCAAUGUGGCAAUGACGUUCCGUUAUCACAAACAUUUUGGUUUCCUUCAUGCUACUACCGUAUCAACCAUUAUCACAGGCAUCAAGCCCUUCAUUAACGCCAUGUUACUAUUCUUAAUGGUACUGCGUCUCAAGUCACAUAUCAAAAUGUUGCGAAUGAUGGAUAAUGUGGAUCAGAUCUUCAAGAAAUCGUUUGGUAAAUCACCUCCCAUUCGCCGUUACAACAAGAUUUUCGGCGGAAUUGUUUUGUUUUUUGUUGUACUGCCAUUGACAUAUCGGAUAUUUGAAUCGAUUUGGAUGGAUAUUCAUUCUAGACACAAGCGGUAGGUUUGAACUUUAAAAUUUAGGUUCGGAAAACGUUUUUAGGUUAUAUAAUAUUAGUUAAAGUAUUUUAAAAAGAUUUUCGAGAAAGUUCCCUGAUUUUCAGGGUUUUCGUGGUGGGACCCAUAAUAGUAAAAAAAAUUUAAAAACUUUUAAAAAUAAUUUUUUGUAGUACUCGCUGUCAUCAUGUAAAAUCAACUUUUAAAGCAUUUUUCUUAAUUCCCUUGGUUUUUAAAGUUUUCGUGGUGGGACCUAAAAUUUGUAAAAAAAUUUAAAAAUGUUUUAUAUACGUUUAAACGUGUUGAAUACACGCUGACAAACUUUUGUGAACUAGUAUUAAUGUCUUUUGCUAAGCUUCUUUGAUUUUCAGGGUUUUCGUUCUGGGGCUCAAAAUUACAAAAAUCAAAAUCAUAAAAUUUAAUUAAAAAAAAAUCUUCUGAUCGUAUUUUACAAUAUUUAAUUUCCAGAACGCUAUCAGAAUGGUUGACGGAUGUUUCGUUUAUUUUGGUACCGCUUUUGACUGCCUGGAACAUGAUUCCUCUCUUUUACUAUGUAUUCUGCAAUCGUGUCGUGUGUUACUGGUGUAAAACGCUGAAGAAGUGCAUUCAAAAAGAGCAUUUUAAACGUCAAUUUAGUUUGAAGUUUUAUUAUGAACAGUUUUUGAGGAUAACAGCACUUCAGGUAAGGGAGGAGGCGGAAUGCCAAAGUUGGCGGGAAAAUUUUAAUUUAAAUUUGUAUGAUAUUUUUAAUGUUUAAAUGGUUUAAAAACAUUAGAAAAUGUUCUAAAUGUAAUUCUAACUUGUUUCUAACUUAAUUUAAAGGCUGGAAACAGAAUGCCAAAUUUGGCGGGAAAAUAAUAAUUUGAAAUUUUUUGCUUUAAAAGUGCUUAAGAGUAGCAUAGACUUAUUACUACAAAGUUUAUAUUGUUUUUUAAUUUAUUUAAGGCCUUAAAACAGAAUGCCAAAAUUGGCGGGAUUUUAAAAAUUAAAACUUUAAAGCUUAAAAAUAAGAGUUAAGUCACAACUUAUAAAAAAUUAAACAACUUUAAUCUUUCGUAUUUUAGAAAGCAAUUGGCAGUGUUUUUAAUCCAAUUGUGUUCUUCUCGUUAGCAUGGUCAUUACUUAUGCUCAGUCUCACUAUCUACUUUAUUACUCAACCGGCCUCAAGGUAUGUUUGUAAAGAAAGUUCUUGCGGUUUUUUGAUUUGUAAAAAAAGUUCUUGCCGUUUUUGUUUUGUAAAGAAAGUUUUUGCAAUUUUUUGUUUUGUAAAGAAAGUUCUUGCUGUUUUUUGUUUUGUAAAAAAAGUUAUUGCAAAUUAUGUUAUAUUAAAUUUUAGGCUAGCCGAGCCUAUAACAGUUCAACAAAUUAGCAGUGAGCGUGCCAGAAAAGAGCUGACAGAACGAGUCUACAUCAACCUUGGUUGGUCAGCUAUUCAAAUUACUGUAGCUAUAAUUCACAUCAUUUUCAUAUGUGCUACAGGCUUGAAGACGAAUGAAGAAACGAGAAAAAUCAUCAAUGCCGUUUUAGCCAUCGUUCCAGAUUCUAACGCGGAUUUGGAUCGGUUUCAGGUAAAAUUUCAAUUUUGAACUUUGAAUUAAACCAGCUCAUGUCUUCUACACGUAUUUUACAAAUUAUUUUUAAAAAAUAAAAAAUGCUUUGCACUGUGCAAUAUAAAUCUCAUUGCACAGUGCACGAUAAACUUUUCUUCAUAAUCUUUAAAUUUUUUGUUGAUCUUUUUUAAAAAUAACUUUAAAUUUAAAUAAAUGACAUUAUUUAUCAAUAUAUGACAUUUUAUACAUCAUCCAUAUUUCAAAAUUACCAAAAAAUCACAUUUUAUUUUUGCACCGUGCAGUAAUUUAGCGGCUGCACUGUGCGCCUUAUGUAAUUUCCACUGUUGCACUGUGCAAUGAAUAAGUGUCUGCACAGUGCAAAUUUUAAGGGCCUUGUUUUGGCAAAUAUGAGUUUAAAAGUGGCAGAAAAUGAUUUUUUAGGGUUGUGUAAAAUUGUGUUUUAUUAAAAAAUUGUGUUUUAGAUUUCCUGUUUUGUCCACAAAAUGUCCACGCAGUACAUGUGGGGAAUGACCGUUUGGAGGGCGUUUCCACUGGAACGUACGACUUUUUUCACGGUAAGAAUGGCCGGGGGAGGUAAAAUACGGUGACUUGUUUAUGUUAUGUGAUAGUUUAAUAUUUUUUCAAAUUUUUAAAAAUUUUGAAAUUUCAAAAUUUUUUUUUGAUAUUUAAGUUAAAACUAAUUUUUACAGUAAAUAUGUUACUGUAAUUGUACUAAAAAUUGCCAUUUUAGCUGGUCAGUGUUAUGUUCACAUAUUCAUUUCUAUUGCUCAAACUUAAAGACAAUCCGGCCGUCAGUCCCAUCAUCCGCCAAAUCAUUCAAAUCAACGGCACUAAUGUCAACGGGGUACUGUAA